Molecule: messenger RNA, 2673 nt
Organism: Odocoileus virginianus texanus
Lineage: Eukaryota; Metazoa; Chordata; Mammalia; Artiodactyla; Cervidae
Source: RefSeq, a predicted model, not a curated record
AUGGUGAACACCCGGAAGAGCUCUCUGCGCCUUCUCGGAUCUAAGUCGCCUGGGCCUGGGCCUGGGCCUGGGGCCGGAGUAGAGCCCGGGGCAACCGGAGGCAGUAGCCAUUUCAUCUCCUCUCGGACCCGCUCCUCCAAGACCCGUGCUGCCAGCUGCCCCGCCGCCAAGGCCGGGGGAAGCGGCGGCGCCGGCGUCGCCCUGGAUGAGGCCCGGAAAGCUGAAGCUGAUGGUAGUUUAAGUGAUAGCCACGUGUCUCCUCCAGCCAAACGCACUUUGAAACAACCUGACUCUGUUUGCAAAGACAAAUCAAAAUCACGAACUACUGGUCAGCGAGAAGAAUGGAACAUAUCAAGUGGACAGGCCAGGUUAACUUCUCAGCCUGGUGCUACAUUACCAAACGGACAUAGUAGCUUAUCCCUUCGAAGCCAUCCCCAUCGAGGGGAAAAGAAAGGAGAUGGGGACCUUUCUUGUAUAAAUGGUGACAUGGAAGUCAGAAAAAGCUGUCGUUCCAGGAAAAACAGAUUUGAAAGUGUGAACCAGAGUUUGUUAUUUGAUCAACUGGUAAACAGUACUGCUGAAGCUGUACUACAGGAAAUGGACAACAUAAACAUCAGACGGAAUCGUCGAUCAGGAGAAGUAGAACGGCUUCGAAUGUGGACAGAUACAGAAUUUGAAAACAUGGAUAUGUAUUCAAGAGUGAAAAGGCGAAGAAAGUCACUGAGAAGAAAUAGUUACGGGAUACAAAAUCAUCAUGAAGUCUCUACUGAGGGUGAAGAAGAAGAAUCUCAAGAGGAAGAUGGAGAUAUAGAGGCUGAAGAAGCAGAAGGAGAAGAGAAUGAUAGGCCAUAUAAUCUGAGACAAAGAAAAACAGUGGAUCGAUACCAAGCACCUCCAAUAGUACCAGCUCAUCAAAAAAAGAGGGAAAAUACCCUUUUUGAUAUUCACAGAUCUCCAGCAAGGAGAAGUCAUAUCAGGAGAAAGAAGCAUGCUAUUCACAGUAGUGACACAACUUCUUCUGAUGAAGAACGAUUUGAAAGAAGGAAAUCAAAGAGCAUGGCAAGAGCCAGAAAUCGGUGUUUGCCUAUGAACUUAAGAGCAGAAGAUUUGGCUAGUGGUAUUCUCCGAGAACGUGUUAAAGUGGGUGCAAGCUUGGCUGAUGUUGAUCCAAUGAAUAUUGAUAAGUCAGUGCGGUUUGAUAGCAUAGGUGGAUUGAGUCAUCAUAUUCAUGCACUAAAGGAAAUGGUAGUAUUCCCACUUUUAUAUCCAGAAAUUUUUGAAAAAUUUAAAAUUCAGCCUCCAAGAGGCUGUUUGUUUUAUGGUCCUCCUGGCACAGGUAAAACCUUGGUUGCCAGAGCAUUAGCUAACGAGUGCAGUCAGGGAGACAAAAAGGUGGCUUUUUUUAUGCGAAAAGGAGCGGAUUGUCUGAGUAAGUGGGUUGGCGAAUCUGAGCGGCAGCUUAGGCUUCUUUUUGAUCAGGCAUAUUUGAUGAGACCUUCUAUAAUAUUUUUUGAUGAAAUAGAUGGAUUAGCUCCAGUUCGCUCUAGCAGGCAAGAUCAGAUCCACAGCUCUAUAGUGUCAACCCUCCUUGCUCUUAUGGAUGGAUUAGACAAUAGGGGUGAAAUUGUUGUUAUUGGUGCUACAAAUAGACUUGAUUCUAUAGAUCCUGCUCUUAGGAGACCUGGUCGUUUUGACAGAGAAUUUCUUUUCAACCUUCCGGAUCAAAAGGCAAGAAAACACAUUUUACAGAUCCAUACCAGGGACUGGAAUCCAAAAUUGUCGGAUGCUUUUUUAGGUGAAUUGGCUGAAAAAUGUGUUGGCUAUUGCGGAGCUGAUAUUAAGGCCCUGUGCACUGAAGCUGCCCUGAUUGCCCUGCGGAGGCGUUAUCCUCAGAUCUAUGCUAGCAGUCAUAAACUGCAGCUAGAUGUUUCCUCAAUCGUGCUCAAUGCCCAAGAUUUUUACCAUGCAAUGCAGAAUAUUGUGCCUGCUUCCCAGCGUGCUGUCAUGUCUUCGGGACAUGCACUGUCUCCCAUCAUAAAACCACUGCUGGAAAGAAGCUUCAACAACAUCCUAGCUGUCCUGCAAAAAGUGUUUCCUCAUGCUGAGAUUAGCCAGAGUGACAAGAAAGAAGAUAUAGAAACUUUGAUUUUAGAUGACAGUGAAGAUGAGAAUGCUUUAUCAAUUUUCGAGACAAGUUGUCACUCAGGAUCACCAAAGAAACCGUCAUCGGCUGCUGCUGUACAUAAACCUUACCUUCAUUUUACAAGGUCACCAUAUCAUCAGCCAACCUCUUACAGGCCAAGAUUAUUGCUGUCUGGAGAACGAGGCUCAGGUCAAACUUCUCACCUUGCUCCAGCACUUUUGCACACUCUAGAAAAGUUCUCUGUGCAUAGACUAGAUCUCCCAGCACUUUAUUCAGUUAGUGCCAAAACACCUGAAGAGUCAUGUGCACAGAUUUUUCGUGAAGCUCGAAGAACAGUACCUAGUAUUGUUUACAUGCCUCACAUUGGUGAUUGGUGGGAAGCUGUCAGUGAAACUGUGAGAGCAACUUUUCUGACUCUGCUACAAGAUAUACCGUCAUUUUCACCCAUAUUUCUGUUGUCUACCUCUGAAACCAUGUACAGUGAACUGCCUGAAGAGGUAAGAACUGACUAAAUAUUUAUGUUUUCUUAU